CUUGGCCACAGGUUGUCCUGGCAACCAGUUGAGCCAAACAAACAAGCAAAACCAGUUGGUAUUAAAUUUCAAGCAUUGUAGAGUAAAAUCCUCCGACCAUGUUAGAUCAGGAAUUGGAUACCGCCAUAAAGGCAACCCAGCAGAGCUUGGGCAAAUAUCUGAAGAAACCGCCAUUAACGGAGAAGCUGCUGAAGAAGCCGCCGUUCCGCUAUCUGCUCGACAUUUUUACAGCGUUUAUCAAGGAAACGGGCUGCUUUGAGGGUCUCUAUACGCCGGAGGAGCAGCUGUUCGAGAAUAUAGGCGAUCGAAAUGACAAGACGCGAUUUCUGCAGAAGAUGAUUGACGUCACAAAGCUCACCACGAAACUGGAUCUGAAGGUGCGCACCUCGAAGAUCGUGGCCGGGCACGAACCCAAGUUGACCAACGAACUGCUGCAGGCGAUGGCCAGCGUUGUGGAUCAGCGUCUUGAAUGGCAGGAUGCAGUGCAGCUGGUGCUGAACAGUGAUCCCGACAAGGCCAAGAGCCAGAGCAAGCCAAAGCCUGCAAAAACGACAAGCAAACAAAUAUCCCCCACCGGCAAGGACCCGACGCCGACGCAGCGCAAAGAGAAACGCAUCUCGCCGCAGGAGCAGAAGCUGCGCAAAGCCACCGAGCAGACGGCACGAAAAUCGCCUGCCGACAAGGAGAAGCCACUGCGUCGGCACAAACCAUCGCCCGAUGCGUCGGAGGCAAAGCCAAAGCUGACCAAACAAGGCUCCAAGCAGAAGAGUCCCUCACCCACAAAGCCGACGUCCAAACUAAAGCAACAAGUCUCCUCGGAGAGUGAAAUAAAAUCCAUGUCACCAACACCGGCGGCGCAAGUCAAGCAGCCAUCGCCAGUCAAGCAACCAUCGCCAGAGCCCUCACCUAAAUCCAAUGCCCCGAAGAGUCCGUCGCCCAAGGAGAAACCUGCACCAGUAGUGGAGCCCGUCAAGCAGCCUUCACCGCCACCAACAACAGCUGCUUCUUCUGUGGCUACUACUGAGCUGCCAGCAGUAGGCAAUUUGGAAUCGGAAAGCCGCAAAUCAUCCAGCAAGAGUCGACGCUCCAGCGCCAGUCAGCGACAGGCAGCAACCGCCGAAGCGGAUGCCAUUGAGCUGCCCCGAACAACUAACGACUCCAGGGAACCAUCCGCAGCAAACAGUCCGAUCAGUGCAGCAGCUGCCGACUCGAACAACAACAGCAGCAGCGAAGCCAAGAGGGAACGGGAGGGCACCUUUACGCGUGACAAUUCCAAGGAAUCCACCAGCUCGGUGACACGUCCGCGCACCUCGUUGCGUCCGCCCAGCGCACGACCAGCGUCGGCACGCCCUGGCGCGCCUCGACGUCGCAAUGUGGAGAUUGUGUUGCAGCCACAUGAACAGCUGAAGAUGUCCGGCGUCAAUGUGAAGCUGGAGACGUUCGGGGAUUUUGAUGAUGAUGGCGAGAAUCUGGUGGUCAUUGAGGAUGCCAAUGCGCAUGACAUAGAGGCGGGUACAGCGGAUGCCCAGCUCGAUCUCCACGAUGCGCAUCAGGGUCGUUUGGUCCAACAGAUACUGGAGACCCAAAAGGAGCUCGUUCAACAGACCAACGACCCUGGCAAGGAGGAUGCACAGCAGAAGACACAUUCGGCGGGCACGCGUCAGAGCUCGGCGCGUCAAGUGAACAAUCUGCGCGAUAUAAUACAGACGAUAACCAAAUCGGUAAAUCCACUGGGCAAACUAAUGGACUUCAUACCCGAGGACAUCGAUGCCAUGCAGCUAGAGUUGACCAUGUGGCGGGAGGCGUACACACAGGCAGCCACGGAGCUAAAGCGCGAGCGGAGUCUCACCGCAUCCGCAACGGAACCGAUGAAGCAGCAGCUGCUCUCCAUCGAGGCCAGCAUUGUUGAGUACAAGGAGCUGGUGGACGAGAGUCGCCACAAGAUUUUGCAGAACAACGAACGCAUACUCAAAAUGCUAAUGGAGCAAUAAAUUUGUAAAUAUGUUUAUUUAAUAAGAUCUCUUUUAAAAAAAA
Molecule: messenger RNA, 2034 nt
Organism: Drosophila grimshawi
Lineage: Eukaryota; Metazoa; Arthropoda; Insecta; Diptera; Drosophilidae
Gene: IFT54
Product: TRAF3-interacting protein 1
Exons: 3
Coding region: 99-1991 (630 amino acids)
Biological process (GO): intraciliary transport; cilium assembly; regulation of microtubule cytoskeleton organization
Cellular component (GO): centrosome; axoneme; intraciliary transport particle B
Molecular function (GO): microtubule binding
Source: RefSeq, a predicted model, not a curated record